AUGUUUGCCAAACUGUUGUUUCUUGUCGUGAUAACCACGGCCAAUGCUGCCGCAGUCCCAAAGGACUGUGAGUGCAACUCUGAGAGUGACAAAUUAGCUGUGUGGUCCUACCUGAAAGACCUUUCUCGACAGAUAGAUGAUGCAAGCGAUAAGACCGCGUAUUCUGUGUUGCCAGCCGUUUUAUCACCAUUGGUAGGCUGCGAUUGCCAAGAGAAGAUUCGUUCUAAACGCAAGAUCAUGCCGAAUGUUCCAGAUACUAAGUCUAAACAUUUAAGACAUGAAAAGAAGUACGCCGGGAAGAAGACUAUCCACUACAAUGACCGUCACUGUCCGAGCCAUUACGUAAGGGUAGGAUAUCGCUGCGUUAAAGAAGAAUUACUUGAUUAA
Messenger RNA from Arctia plantaginis, 387 nucleotides. The record is from the annotation of a GenBank genome assembly. NCBI's taxonomy places the organism in Eukaryota, Metazoa, Arthropoda, Insecta, Lepidoptera, Erebidae.